This is a messenger RNA of Prionailurus viverrinus (fishing cat), 2543 nucleotides long. RefSeq names its product Putative N-acetylated-alpha-linked acidic dipeptidase. The transcript is spliced from 19 exons. The record is from RefSeq and is a predicted model, not a curated record. Gene Ontology annotation, molecular function: carboxypeptidase activity. Bases 109 to 2382 code for a protein of 757 amino acids. NCBI's taxonomy places the organism in Eukaryota, Metazoa, Chordata, Mammalia, Carnivora, Felidae.
UAGCCCGGAGGCGUUCCCUGGCCCAAGGAGUCCUCCGUCCCGCCGCGAGGCUGCAGCGGGACCACAGCAGAGGCGCAGGUCUGGGGAGGCCCCGCCGCCCGCGCCGAGAUGUGGAAUCCCCUUCACGAAGCCGACUCGAGCUUUGCGGCUUGGCGCCGCCCGCGCUGGCUGUGCGUCGGGGCGCUGGCGCUGGCCGCCGGCCUCUUGAUCGUCGGCUUCCUCUUCGGGUGGUUUAUAAAAUCCUCCAGCGAACCUACUAAGAUUGUUCCACAGCCUAAUGUGAAGAAGGCAUUUUUGGAUGAAUUGAAAGCUGAGAACAUCAAGAGGUUCUUAUAUAAUUUUACACGGAUGCCACAUUUAGCAGGAACAGAACAAAACUUUCAGCUUGCAAAGCAAAUUCAAUCCCAGUGGAAAGAAUUUGGCCUGGAUUCUGUUGAGUUAGCCCAUUAUGAUGUCCUGUUGUCCUAUCCAAAUAAGACUCAUCCCAACUACGUCUCAAUAAUUGAUGAAGACGGAAAUGAGAUUUUUAACACAUCAUUAUUUGAACCACCUCCUCCAGGAUAUGAAAAUGUUUCGGACGUUGUGCCACCUUUUAAUGCCUUCUCCCCGCAGGGAAUGCCAGAGGGUGAUCUAGUGUAUGUUAACUAUGGCCGGAUUGAAGACUUCUUUAAACUAGAGAGGGACAUGAAAAUCAAUUGCUCUGGGAAGAUUGUGAUUGCCAGAUAUGGGAAAAUUUUCAGAGGAAAUAAGGUUAAAAAUGCCCAGCUGGCAGGGGCCAAAGGAGUCAUUCUGUACUCAGAUCCUGCUGAUUACUUUGCUCCUGGGGUGAAGUCCUAUCCAGAUGGUUGGAAUCUACCUGGUGGCGGUGUCCAGCGUGGAAAUAUCUUAAAUCUUAAUGGAGCAGGGGACCCUCUCACACCUGGUUACCCAGCAAAUGAAUAUGCUUACAGACGUGGAAUCACCGAGGCUGUUGGUCUUCCAAGUAUUCCCGUUCAUCCAGUUGGAUACUAUGAUGCACAGAAGUUCCUGGAGAAAAUGGGUGGAUCAGCACCGCCAGACAGCAGCUGGAAAGGAAGUCUCCAAGUGCCCUACAAUGUUGGCCCUGGCUUUAUUGGAAACUUUUCUUCGCAAAAAGUCAAGAUGCACAUCCAUUCUAACAAUAAAGUAACCAGAAUAUACAAUGUGAUCGGAACUCUCAGAGGAGCAGUGGAACCAGACAGAUAUGUCAUUCUUGGAGGUCACCGUGACUCAUGGGUGUUUGGAGGCAUCGACCCUCAGAGUGGAGCAGCUGUUGUUCAUGAAAUUGUGAGGAGUUUUGGGACACUGAAAAAAGAAGGAUGGAGACCUAGAAGAACAAUUUUGUUUGCAAGCUGGGAUGCAGAAGAAUUUGGUCUUCUUGGCUCUACUGAGUGGGCAGAGGAGAAUUCCAGACUCCUUCAAGAGCGUGGUGUGGCCUAUAUUAAUGCUGAUUCUUCUAUAGAAGGAAACUAUACUCUACGAGUUGAUUGCUCCCCACUGAUGUACAGCUUGGUAUACAGCCUAACAAAGGAGCUCCAAAGCCCUGAUGAAGGCUUUGAAGGCAAAUCUCUUUAUGAGAGCUGGAAUGAAAAAAGUCCUUCCCCUGAGUUCAGUGGCAAGCCCAGGAUUAGCAAGUUGGGAUCUGGUAAUGAUUUUGAGGUGUUCUUCCAAAGACUUGGAAUUGCUUCAGGCAGAGCACGGUACACUAAAAACUGGGCAACAAACAAAUUCAGGAGCUAUCCGCUGUAUCACAGUGUCUAUGAAACUUAUGAACUGGUGGAGAAGUUCUAUGAUCCAACUUUUAAGUAUCACCUCACUGUGGCCCAGGUUCGAGGAGGGAUGGUGUUUGAACUGGCUGAUUCCACAGUGCUCCCAUUUGACGGUCGAGAUUAUGCUACAGUUUUAAGAAAGUAUGCUGACAAAAUCUACAAUAUUUCAAUGAAACAUCCUCAAGAAAUGAAAAUGUACAGUGUGUCAUUUGGGCCUGUUUCUAUUUCAGAUUCACUUUUUUCUGCUGUGAAGAAUUUUACAGAAAUUGCUUCUAAGUUCAGUGAGAGACUCCAAGGCUUGGACAAAAACAACCCAAUAUUAUUGAGAAUUAUGAAUGAUCAAUUGAUGUUUUUGGAACGAGCAUUUAUUGAUCCUUUAGGAUUACCAGACAGGCCUUUCUAUAGGCAUGUCAUCUACGCUCCAAGCAGCCACAACAAGUAUGCGGGGGAGUCGUUUCCAGGAAUUUAUGAUGCUCUGUUUGACAUCGAAAACAAAGAUGAUCCUUCCAAGGCCUGGGGAGAAGUGAAGAGACAGAUUGCUAUUGCAGCCUUUACAGUGCGGGCUGCAGCAGGGACCCUGAGAGAAGUAGCCUAGGUGGUUCUUCAGAGAACCCGUGUUGAAUAGGUAGGUAUAUCACUAUGGUGUAUUGAUAAACUAAAACAUAAAACUAUGUAUAUGUAUAUGUAUAUAGACAUGCACACACACACACAUCUUAGCAUUCUUUCUUCUUCUCCCUUCGAAUCAAAAAAGAAAGA